Messenger RNA from Diabrotica balteata, 1848 nucleotides. The record is from the annotation of a GenBank genome assembly. NCBI's taxonomy places the organism in Eukaryota, Metazoa, Arthropoda, Insecta, Coleoptera, Chrysomelidae.
AUGGAGAAUUUGAAAUACCAUCACCAGUCUACUCAGGUAAGGUAUAAGGUACCACAAGGAAAUUAUAAUAUUAUUUCCCUGUCUGUUGUUUCAGGAUCCCUCGCAAUUUUAAAAGCCAAACACAACGAUUUAAUAAGCCCUAUGAGAUUCUGUGUAGCAGCUGUAAAAUCUUUCCCUGUCUUACCUAAUAACAGGAGUAUUGUUACUGGUGAACACCAAAAUAUUUUGAAAAGUCAAUCUAGUGAUUUUGUCGUUAAAGAUGUUACCCUUACCCAAAUGUUAUACGAAAGUAUGGAGCCCAACCUCAAAUAUACAGGAACUAUAUCUGGGACAACUGGGAGAAGCUACACAUUCGAACAAAUCAGGGUAAAAAGUAGGAAUUUUUCCAAAGUAUUGCGGGAGAAAUUCAAGUUAAAAGACGGAGAUGUUAUAGCGAUGUUUUUACCUAACGUUCCUGAGUACGUUAUAUGUUUCUUAGGAUCAUUGGAAGCUAGGCUCAUAGUGACUACUAUGAAUCCUAUGUACACAGUAGAUGAAAUAGCAAAGCAGAUUUUAGACGCUUCUCCAAAACUAAUAGUAACUCAAGCUAAUUUGGUCAGCACGGCUAGAUCUGCAUUAGAACUAACAAAACGACAACUACCUUUGAUUAUUGUUAAGGAAACGCAAGCGGAAAGUUUGCCAGAGGGCACAAUAGAUUUAUCAGAAUUAAUUAAUACACAUUUGGACGUUCCGGACCUUCAACCAGGAAAUCCAGACGAUGUAGCCAUCAUGCCGUAUUCCAGUGGAACAACGGGAUUACCAAAAGGAGUUUUGCUUACGCACAAAAACUUGACAUCCAAUCUUACACAGAUGAGUCAUCCGGACUUUUCUACGUUUCAACCUCCAACAGUACUAUUUCUAACAGCCCAUCCAGAUGUUAAAUCAGAAUAUUUUAACAAUUUGAAGACCUUGUCUUGUGGUGCAGCACCACUUGGAUCUCUUGAUGAAGAACGAUUCCUGCAAAAGGUCGGAAGAAAUAUAAAUAUAAUUCAAGGUACACCACUUGGUCCUAAUGAAAAAGGAGAGAUUUUAUUGAAAGGUCCUCAAGUUAUGAAAGGAUAUUUCAAUAGACCAGAAGAAACCAAAAACACGUUCUUGGGCGGUUGGUUAAGGACUGGUGAUAUAGGAUAUUACAAUGAAGAUAAUAUGUUAUAUAUUACUGAUAGACUGAAAGAGCUUAUUAAAGUAAGAGGCUUCCAAGUAGCUCCCGCUGAAUUAGAAGAAAUAAUAAGGGACCAUCCAUCUGUAGCUGAAGCCGCUGUGAUAGGUAUUCCUCAUCCCCUGAGUGGAGAAGUACCCAGAGCCUAUAUUGUUCCUAAGAAAGACAAAACUGUAGAUCUUGAAGAACUAGAUCAAUACGUGUCAAACAAAGUAGCUAAAUAUAAGAAGAUCGCAGGUGGAAUCCAAAUAGUUGACGUUAUUCCUAAGAAUCCGUCUGGAAAGAUAUUGAGGCGAAAACUGAAGGAAAACUAUCUGGAAAAAGAAAUGUAGUAAAAUAUUUAAGAUAAAUGGAUUAUAAGGAGGAGCGAAUGGUUUUAUAUCGUACACAUUAGGUUUAUUCCAACAAACGGUCAAACCAGUCAGAAAAUAUUAGCGAAUAGUCGACCAGCGCAAGUAGAAGGACUAGCACUGAUGACUGUAUUAAGAUUCUCUCACUGACCAACUGCUUGCCAACGAUUUCUUACUAGUUUGACUGUUUUAAGGAGUAGAGCUAUUAGAUGUGGUGAAGAUUUACAAAUUUUAUUAUGGACUGUUUUAAUUUAAUCAUUGUUGGUAUUAAAUAAAGUUUCUUAGUUGCAUUUUAAUUUA